GGCUCUAGCUGGCAGGAUCCCUGACAUUAGUGUUGCUCUCUCUGGCUGCCUGCUGUCUCGAGCCAUGGCUGCACAGCUGGUCGUUGCUCUGCUGGCUCUCACCUCCCUGGGUGCUGCAUCUGAACUGGACUGUACAGAGCUGGUUAAACCUCGGAUACUGGACAGCCACAGCCCUAUCUACGGGAAGUGGAUACUCCAUGUGGGCUCAUUUGACCAGCCCGGUCUGAAGAGCGACCUGGUGGCAGUGAACAGCUCCUGGGUGGAACUGUCGGCUUCCUCAGACAGCGGCGUCAUCACCGUCUACUGGGCCGACCGCCUAGGUGAAGAUAAAUGCCUUCAGGGUUUAGCCAAUGCCACCAUCUCAGGAAUGACCACUCACACCACUUUUAUCAUCAAUGGUCACACGUCAUACCAUGAUGGGAAGUACUACGAGACCUGCCCCGACUGCCUCCUGUCCGAAGACACCACCCUCCUCCCCGACGGCAAGUCAAAGGGACGAUACCUUUUCCUCUUCACGCGGACCGGUGCUCUGGAGCCAUCUGAGCUGGAGAUUUUCAAGAAGCAGGCCGAGUGUCUUAAAUUCCUCCCGGAGUACCACUUCGGAGGCUCAGAUCUGUGCCCAGAUGACAGGGUAACUGCUGCACCUGAUGCAGAGAACACAGAGAAGGACCAGGCCGAUGCUGAGCCCCCUGCGAAGUAAAGCAGAGCGCAGAGGAGUGAUGGCCCUGUGAACGGCCUGCACACACCCGCGACACACCCCGCUUAACAUGUACUCUGUAGUGUUGUAAUGUGAUCUGCACGUGCACUGAUACACUGUGGUGUUGUGGGGAACCCUUUUGUUUGGUCUGCUGGUCUCAUAUAUAGAUAAGUGGUCAGUCAUGUGUAGGAGUGUCUCCUUCUUAAUUGAACUUUCGUGAUUUAGUUUAGGAAUCGUGAACUGGCAGGUACAGUAAUGGCUUAAAAAAAGUCCACUUAAAUGCCUCCUUUAGAUGGAUAUAACAAUCUGUAAAUGUUUGAGUGUGUGAACUGUUCUUCGACAGGUUGUUUGAGGUGAAUAAAACAGCUUUCAGUCUCCCUC
This is a messenger RNA of Acanthopagrus latus (yellowfin seabream), 1078 nucleotides long. RefSeq lists its product as uncharacterized. Bases 65 to 700 code for a protein of 211 amino acids. The record is from RefSeq and is a predicted model, not a curated record. NCBI's taxonomy places the organism in Eukaryota, Metazoa, Chordata, Actinopteri, Spariformes, Sparidae. The transcript is spliced from 6 exons.